Messenger RNA from Penicillium chermesinum, 1689 nucleotides. Its product is annotated as acyl--CoA ligase. The record is from RefSeq and is a predicted model, not a curated record. Gene Ontology annotation, molecular function: CoA-ligase activity. Gene Ontology annotation, biological process: secondary metabolic process. Bases 1 to 1689 code for a protein of 562 amino acids. The transcript has 3 exons. NCBI's taxonomy places the organism in Eukaryota, Fungi, Ascomycota, Eurotiomycetes, Eurotiales, Aspergillaceae.
AUGCCGGUCUCCUCACUUUGGCCGCGGAUCGACAUUCCCAGCGUCGAUCUCUGGACGUUCCUGUUCGAACGGAAGGACCGUCCUUACCCAGACGACAAGAUCAUCUAUCAAGAUGCCGAGACUAAGCGAUACUACACCUGGCAGAGUCUGCGGGAUGCAUCCUUGGACUUUGGAAAGGGCCUCCGCUCUGUCUAUGAGUGGAAGAAGGGUGAUGUUUUGGCUCUGUUCACUCCCAACAGCAUUGACACCCCAGUACUCACUUGGGGCACCAUGUGGGCGGGCGGCAUCGUCUCCCCAGCCAACCCCGCGUACACCGCGAAGGAGCUAGCCUUCCAAUUGAAGAACUCCGGAGCCAAGGUCCUGGCCACACAACUUGCAGUGCUCCCAGUUGCCACCGAAGCCGCCAAACUCGCCGGCAUUAGCCCUGACCGCAUCAUCUUGAUGGGUGAUGAGCGCGACCCGCAGGCACGGCAUAAGCACUUCACCUCCGUCCGCAACAUCUCCGGUGCAACCCGGUUUCGCAAGGCGAAGGUCACCCCCGAAUCGGAUGUGGCGUUCUUGGUUUACUCGUCUGGCACAACUGGCACCCCCAAAGGUGUUAUGCUGUCGCACCGGAACAUCGUCUCCAACAUUUUGCAGCAGGCUGUGGCUGAAAGCGACAAACUAUCGUGGAAGGCUGGCCCCGACGGCAAAGGUGAUCGGGUGUUAGCAUUCUUGCCCUUUUUCCACAUCUAUGGCCUGACAUGCUUGCUCACCCAGGCGCUAUACAAGGGGUACCACCUCGUUGUCAUGGCGAAGUUCGAGAUCGAAAGAUGGUGCCAACACGUCCAGAACUUCCGCCCCAAGUUCGCUUACAUCGCGCCGCCAGUGGCGCUCCUGCUCGGGAAACACCCCUGUGUAGACAAAUACGAUCUCUCCAGUCUCAAGAUGAUGAACUCGGGCGCGGCCCCUCUGACCCAAGAACUCGUCGAGAACGUCUAUAAGCGUAUCAAAGUUGGCAUCAAGCAAGGCUACGGCCUGAGCGAAACCAGUCCUACCACGCACACCCAGCGCUGGGAAGACUGGCACACGCAUGUCGGCUCUGUUGGCGGGCUACUGCCUAACAUGGAAGCGAAGUACAUGAGCAUGUCCGAUGACGGCUCAGAAUCCAAAGAGGUUGCUGCCGGGGAGGUUGGGGAGCUGUAUUUGCGCGGCCCUAACGUCUUCCUCGGAUACCACCAGAACCCUACUGCGACUAAGGACUGUCUCUCCGAGGACGGGUGGUUCCGCACUGGCGACGUUGGCUACCAAGACGCGAAGGGGAACUUCUUCAUCACCGACCGCGUUAAGGAGUUGAUCAAGUACAAGGGUUUCCAGGUGCCGCCUGCGGAGUUGGAGGGGUACUUGGUGGACAAUGAGGCUAUUGACGAUGUGGCUGUUAUUGGCGUCUACAGUAAAGAGCACGCGACCGAAGUGCCCUUGGCCUGCGUCGUGCGCAGCUCCAAGAGCUUGGCUUCGAAGAAAAGUGAGGAGCAGGAGGCUGCCGAUAUUGUCAAAUGGUUGGAGAACCGGGUGGCUCACCAUAAGCGGUUACGUGGUGGUGUGCGCUUUGUUGACCAGAUUCCCAAGAACCCGAGUGGGAAGAUCUUGCGACGCGUUUUGAAGGAAAAGUUCAAGGACGCGGCCAACGGUCCCAAAGCCAAGCUGUAA